Oryzias latipes (Japanese medaka) is the source of this 1731-nucleotide messenger RNA. RefSeq names its product transmembrane protein 38B (gene tmem38b). Gene Ontology annotation, biological process: potassium ion transmembrane transport. Gene Ontology annotation, cellular component: membrane. Gene Ontology annotation, molecular function: potassium channel activity; identical protein binding. Lineage: Eukaryota; Metazoa; Chordata; Actinopteri; Beloniformes; Adrianichthyidae. The record is from RefSeq and is a predicted model, not a curated record.
CAUGGCGGAGAGACGAGCAGGAAUUCCGGGUAGAGCAACUCUCGGUUGCCCGGCGACCAGCGACCCGUCGCAGCUAACCAGCUGUUAGCAGCUUCUGCUUGGACACAGCUGCCAGGGCAGCUCGAGAACAGGGCAGACUCUUCCGGGGAUGAAGACAAGUGCUUCACCCUGAUGCUCAGAGUUGGACCGCUGGGAGCUUUGUUUCCACAGGAAGUCCUCGAAUGAACUAAAGACGAAUUCUUUUUUUGUGCAGAAGUGACAGCAUGGAGCUCCUGUACCUGGACGAACUGUCUCACGGACUGGCAAACUUGUCCAUGUUUCCGUACUUUGACAUGGCGCACUACAUCGUGUCCGUUAUGGCGCUGCGGGAGCAGCCAGGAGCUCUGGAGGUUUCCAGAGCCAGCCCCUUGGCCUGCUGGUUCAGCUCUAUGCUCUACUGCUUUGGGGGGGCAGUGCUGUCGGGGAUCAUGCUGGCCGAACCCCCUGUGGCGCCUCUGUCCAACGGCACUGGGGUUCUCCUUGCCUCGAUCGUCUGGUACCUGAUCUUUUACUGCCCCAAGGACGUGGUUUACAGCAGUGCAGCCUUGCUGCCCCUCAGGCUGGUGCUGUCAGGAAUGAAGGAGGUGACGAGGACAUGGAAGGUCCUUGGAGGAGUCACUCAGGCACGCCAAAAGUACAAGGACAGUCUGCUGGUUAUGAUAGCCAUUGGCUGGGCCAGAGGUGCUGGAGGAGGUCUCAUCAGCAACUUUGAGCAGCUCGUUCGAGGCGUUUGGAAGCCAGAGACCAACGAGCUCCUCAAGAUGUCUUACCCCACAAAGAUCACCCUGAUCGGGGCGGUGCUGUUCACUCUCCAGCAGACCCACUACCUUCCAGUGCAGAAGCACCACCUGAUGCUCGUCUACACCAUCUUCAUUGUUGUCAAUAAGUCUCGGAUCAUGCUGACUGGCUCCUCUUCCUCACCUUUCGCCACUAUCGAGUCGGUUCUUUACAAGACCCUUUUUGCAGGCCACUCCCCUUACUCCGCCCUCACGGGUGAGGCAAAGGAAGCGUGCAUCAAUAACGACAACGCAAAAAGGGAAGCUAAGGAGAAUGGAUCCUCCAGAUCUCCCAGUGCUGCCGUGGAAGGACGAAGCAGCUCCUUGAGAGCCAAAGAGGAGUCUACGAGCUCAGACACAAAAGACUCCAAGAAGAUCAACUAGCUCGCCUUUAGCAUGUAGCAGUUUUUCAGCAGCAGGGUUAUGGAGUCAUAUUUGUCUGAUUUGCUGUGUUUGUAUGUUUGUUUUGUUUUUUGUUGAAGUGGAUGAAAGCAUUUUCUUUGACAAAAGCUUUUGAAUGUGCUGGACUUCUGCAAACUCUGCACCUUUCUCUGGGAGCUGUGAAGGACUUCCUGUUCAGGGGGGGGGGACUUCACAGGACGCUUUGACCAAAUACACCUUCAAAUAUAUAUUUAUUUUUAGAGCAAAAAAAUUUAUAUUCAUAUUUCAAGGUUUUGGGGACCAAUGCUGUUUACCUGCUGGAUUAAGAAUGUAUUCGCGCUUUUGUUUAAAGUCUAAAAAAGUUUAAAAUUUCUUAUUCUAACGCUUCUUUUUAAAAAGAUAUUCAGAUGUUUUAUUAUAUUUUUGCAGAAUAAAUGCACUCUUGAAUGUCAAAUUUAUAGAAAUGGAAUGCAACUAUAUUUUGUUGGAUUGAAUGCCUUAAAUGAAAACUGACAAUAAACAGGUUUCAGUGAGA